Brassica rapa (field mustard) is the source of this 1104-nucleotide messenger RNA. RefSeq names its product zinc finger protein CONSTANS-LIKE 3. Lineage: Eukaryota; Viridiplantae; Streptophyta; Magnoliopsida; Brassicales; Brassicaceae. Gene Ontology annotation, biological process: regulation of flower development. The record is from RefSeq and is a predicted model, not a curated record. Gene Ontology annotation, cellular component: nucleus. Gene Ontology annotation, molecular function: zinc ion binding; DNA-binding transcription factor activity; protein binding.
ACUGACUCUAUUUUAUGAUUCCUCAGUCUUUAAUAGAGAGAGAAAGGGAGAAGAAACGUUAAUCAAUGGCGUCGAGACCGUGCGAUUCGUGCAGAUCCGCGGCCGCGACUCUGUUCUGCCGCGCGGACGCGGCGUUUCUCUGCGGCGAAUGCGACGGAAAAAUCCACACAGCUAACAAACUCGCCUCGCGCCACGAGCGAGUCUUGCUCUGCCAAGUCUGCGAGCAAUCUCCCGCGCACGUCACGUGCAAAGCCGACGCAGCCGCGCUCUGCGUCACGUGCGACCGUGACAUCCACUCCGCUAAUCCACUCUCCCGCCGCCACGAGCGCGUCCCCGUCACGCCUUUCUACGACGCUCCUUCAAAUGCUGACGUUAGCAUGGAGGCUGCGUCUUGGCUCUUGCGCAACCCGAGCGUCAAGGAAGGAGGUGUAGAGAUCCCUAACUUGUUUGCUGAUCUUGAUUACUCGGGGGUUGAUCCGAAGAUGGAGGCGUCGGAGAAUAGCUCCGGCAACGACGGAGUCGUUCCUGUUCAGACCAGAGCUCUGUUUCUCAGCGAAGAUUACUUCAACUUCGACAUCUCAGCUUCCAAAACAACUUUCCCACACGGAUUCAGCUGCAUUAAUCAAACUGUUUCGUCAACAUCGUUAGAUGUACCGUUGGUGCCCGAAGGUGGAGCUGUGGCGGAGAUGUCAAGAACGACGGCAGCACCAGCUCUGCAGCUAUCUCCUGCGGAGAGAGAGGCUAGGGUUUUGAGGUAUAGGGAGAAGAGGAAGAAUCGGAAGUUCGAGAAGACUAUUAGGUAUGCAUCACGUAAAGCAUACGCCGAGGUGAGGCCGAGGAUUAAAGGACGUUUUGCUAAGCGAACUGAUUCAAGAGUUAAUGAUGGAGGAGAGGUCGGAGUCUACGGCGGGUUUGGAGUGGUCCCGAGUUUCUGAGUCUUUCUUCAGUGUCAUGUUGUAAGAAACAUUGAUGAUGGUAGCUAAAGUAACGGUUAUUAGAGAAAUGUUUAAUAGUUGAAAUGUUUUUUUAUUAACGUCGAACAACUGAUAUGUGUCACUCCAAAACCAUAUCAAAUCAGCAAAUAUAAAUUAUAAAUUACUUCCA